AUGGAAAACGACGAUAACAGCAAUUCAAGCGGCAUGGAAGACGACGAUAACAGUAAUUCAAUCAAUCAAUUUGAUGGCGAUGAGAACCGAAUUUUGCAGCAACUUCUGCAUACCAAUAUUUCCAGCAAGAGAAAACAAUUGUUUUGGUAUGAUAUUCGAAACUUUCCUGAUUCGUUGCUUAUAGAAAUUCUCGCUAGAUUAUCAGUGAAAUCGAUUUUUAGUUUUAAAAGUGUAUGCAAGCAUUGGCAAACCCUAAUCUCUCACCCUUCCUUUUGCCGAUUCUAUUACUCGAUUCUCAAUUCCAAUGCACCAUCGUCCUCGCAACCUUUAAGAAUCUUGGAUAGAUACACUUACGUACCGACAUUAGACGAGUUACUUAAUCGUCUCGGUACUGAAGUCCACAGUUUGUCUGAAUUCUCUGUUCUUUUUCUUUCUACCCCUGAAGACCAACAACAAUAUCAUCAGUUUAGGAUUUUAGCUAUAAGUAAUGGUUUGAUUCUGUGUUGUUGGCGUGCGCCAACACCGUUUGUUUACUACAUAUGUGAUCCACUCACUCGACUAUGGAUCACUUUACCUAGACGUGGACCCAGGUACCACGAUUCCUUCAAGGAAGGGCUUAUUACUAAGGUUAAUGAAGAUCAUAUGCUUACUAGUUAUACAGUUGUUAGGUUGGAACAUCUUACAUCGAAUUAUCUCAAUUUAGAGACUUUUUCAUCUGAAACGGGCAAAUGGAUCUGCUACAAGCUACCUUGUCCUAUUCCCAUCCUAUGGCGGCAACUGGCCUGUGGUCCAAUUUACUGUUACGGGGCUCUCCAUUGGCAAGUUAUUAAUGAUAAGGGGAUUCAUGUCAUGCUUGCAUUUGAUCCUUACAAAGAUCCAAAAUCUGUUUGCCUAAUUCCAUUCCCAGAUGACAGAGAUCUGAAGAGUGAGCAUAACUACAUGGGAACUUGUCAAUUAUGUGGUGAGAGCCAAGGGACCCUUCGUUAUUUCGAGGUGGCUCAUGAUUCCACCCAACUCUAUUUGUUCACCAUGUGGGCUAUGAAGCAUUAUGAGAAAGGAGAAUGGUGUUGUGAGUUUAAAGUGAGACGUAGCGAUCUUCAUUCUAAUGAUCUGGAAUUGAGUAAUUGGCUGUUGGACGGAUGGUUUCGUCCUUUAUCGUUUCAUCCGUUGAAUCCAAAUGUUGUGUAUUUGCAAUGCAUGGAGCCUGAGCGUAUUGUGUCGUAUAAUAUUCUGAAUAAAAGGCUGGAUUUUGCAUCUAAACCGAUCGACUCCUCCCAACUCAUUUUAUGGUCUACUGCAAUCCCGUUCGUAUUACCAAAAUGGCCGGUGCUUGUUCCAAUUACCACUGUUAAAAGCAAAAAAAGAGGGUAA
Lactuca virosa is the source of this 1371-nucleotide messenger RNA. NCBI's taxonomy places the organism in Eukaryota, Viridiplantae, Streptophyta, Magnoliopsida, Asterales, Asteraceae. The record is from the annotation of a GenBank genome assembly.